AUGCCAUCAUCUCCACGGGUACCAGCACUUUCACCAAGAUCUCCUCCUGAAAAUGUCAAAGUUACUUCACGUGGGACACAAAGCGCCAAAAUUUCAUGGAGCCCACCAAAUGAUAUAGAUUGUACAGGAGAACUUAUAGAUUAUGUAAUUAACAUUAAUUCUUCUCGUUUAAUAGAACCAAUGGUUAUCAAAGUUCCAAGAUCAAGGAGAAGUCAUGUUGUUGAAAACCUUAUUCCUGGAACUUUUUACACUGUACAAGUGUCAGCAACUAAUAGAGGUGGAUUAGGUGUACCAUCGAAAAUGAUUCACUUUCAGACGAGUGGUGAACUUCCAAAAAUAGAUCCAGAUGAAUUAGAGACGAUAGAAAUGACUGAUUCAACUUUGGAAUUUAAUAUGGAGAAACAAAAUGCUGAUUUCUUUGAAGAUGAAAAUAAAGCAGACGAUUGGAUUGAUUCAUCACAACAACAUCAACAAGGUGGAAAUUCACCCUUAUACGUUAUACCAUCACGAAUUCAUAAUCUACGCGCAACUGUUACCCAAACCUCAAUAAAAUUAAAAUGGUCAGUAGCACUAAGACAAAUCAACAUGGAAAGUGAAACACACCUGUUUGACAAUAUAGAUUAUGAGUAUACCUCAUUAAUUAACCCAAGACAUUUAAUUCCUGUUUCAAUGAAAAGUGAAGGCCAUUCAACUGAUAAAACGGGAUUAUUACCACCAGGAACAAAGUAUGUUAUUCGAUGGGGUGAUAUGCAUCCAGGCCCAUCAGAGGAUACAGUUCAAGGAGAUCAAACACAGUAUACAAUUGAAAAUCUAAGACCCGGGACUGUUUAUUAUAUUCGUGUGAUAUCCGUCACUGAAGGUGGAAAUGGUCCGGCAGCUUAUACUGUUGUCAUGACUCAAGAUUCUUCAACAACGACUAAAACCAUAAAUCACGGUUUACUGAUACCUGUCAAUUUAGUUGUCCGACAAUUAGGUUCUACUUGGGCACGUAUAGGUUGGGAAAUGCCUAAUAUUCCACAAUCUGUUAAAAUGUCAAUUAGUGGAUUUCAAGUAAAGUAUUAUCAGGUAAAAUCCAGCAGUCAAGAUGAAUAUAAAAAUGAGUUGGAAGAUUCAAUUUCAAUUGGGGAAAAAUCUUCGACAGAACAGUCGGUUGAUAAAAGUCAUGAAAUGAAAUUCAUCAAUAUGACCGUAUCACCGAAUCAGUUUCAGGCGGAAAAUUUUGAUUUAACUCUCCGCAAUCUCAAACCUGCAACUCAAUACGAGUUUGGUGUUCGUAUGCUGAACAAUGAAAUGACAAUAGACAGACAAGACAUAGACAACCAUCAGAGGACAGCAAAGAAUUAUUUUUGGAGUAUGGUUCAAGGAUUUGAGACCUUUGGUAGAAGUCCAAAAGAUGCCCCAUCAAACAUACGAUUGACAAAAUUAAAGCUAAACAAUCGAUUGCAUACGAAACUUCAGCUACUAGACUUCUCAUCAGCCAGCACUUCUACUACUUCUACAACAGUUUCUUCUGAACCUGAAGAUUCUUCAACUUCAGUGCAUGCCAACAGAAACCAUGAAAAAGAUAGUCCCAGUUCACGACUUGCUGUAACAAUGUUAAUUAAAUGGGAUCCACCAAGUUAUCCAAAUGGAAGAAUUCUUGGGUCAGUUUUAUAUUUAACUACUAACUCAAAACAGUCUAAAGGGAAAUGGAUAGAAAGAUCAGUAAACGGAAAAAGUACAGAGGCUGGCUUAUUAAGAAUGCAACCGAAUACACUAUAUUUUGUUCGAAUUAUUGCAAGAAAUCAAAAUGGGAGAUCACCGUAUUCAUCUAUCAUCGCCUUUUAUACACCAAACGCUGAUGGAACUGGUGGAGGCAUAAUCAAAUUCUCUAAAAAUUAUUAUAAUCUACACGAUAUUGAUGAACCACUAGACAGACUUAUACCAUUUCCAAAUGAAGAGGAAUUAAACAGCCUAUUAAAAUUACAGUCUAACACUGAUACUAGUAAUAAUAAUAAUAAUAAAUUAAUUGAAACUGAAAAUAUCCACUGGAUUAUCCUAGGAGGUGUACUUGGCGGUGCAUUAGUUAUUAUGAUUGUUAUUACAAUGGUUCUGUUAAGCCGAUGUCGUAGAGCAAAAACUUCUACGACUAGUUUAACUAAAAGAUUAUCAAAUAGAUCACCGUACAAUUUGUCUACAUAUUCAAAUUGUCGUCAACAUGAAGCCACUGUACAUGGACAUGAGUGUUUACAAAAGAAUGCAUCAUUUCAUGUGAAUGAUACAUGUUUAAAUGCAAAUGUUCUAGGAAGUUGCAGUCCAGCAGAAACUUUAGCUGGUGGUUCAAAUCCUGGCUCCUUGGGAGUGUGUACAGGGCAUUCAAUUACAAAUGAACAAAUUAAUCAAGGUAUUCGUAUGAAUUAUUAUCCAACGCAGAAUUCUACUUGUUUACAUUCUGAUUGCAAUACGAAAAAGAUUACAGAAACCGUACCACUACUGACUACUAAUCAGUGUAAUUGUGUUACAUCGAGUGAUGCAACAACACCGAUGAAUUGGUUGUCAAAUAAUGGUGCAUUUAACAUUGGUAUGCCUGCUGGAGGAGGUUACUUUGAAGAUAGACACUCUACUUCAGCAGAAAGUGAACCAGAUGGUAACAGUUCAAUAAAAAUGACUAACUGUCAUGAGGAUGGAAGGAAGUGGAGAAAUAACGCGGGCUGUAAUAAAUUCGGUUUGAAUAAACAAUGGCCAAAUGAUAGUACAGAAUCAGCCAAUAUAAAAACAUCAAGUCCUCAUGAAAUGACAUUAUCAUACCUUGCCACCGGUGUUCAAAAUCCAGUCAACUGUCAUACACACUGUUGUCAACAACAACAACAGCAACAACUGAAAAAUAUGGUGAAUCCAGGUGGAUACAAAACUGCCACAGCUAUUCCAAUGCUACCGCCUGUGGCUAAUUUACAAAUGUCAUGCUGUAAUAAUGCUAACAGUCUACAGACAAAUUUUAAUCGUUCACGAGAUUUUCGAAGUAAUCAAAUGAAUAAAAUGACUGGAGAGCAUGGGUUAACAGGAAGUGGUAGUCUUACAGAUGAAGUGACAGCAUCAUCACCAGGAAGCAGUGCUACUGGACGUACACAUGGUUAUUUAAGUCAAAUUUCACCGUCUCCAACAAAUACCAGCCUAAAAUUUAAAAAAUAUAAUCGGAUCAUAGGAAAAUAUGAUGACGAUUAUGAUACUAAUGAUAAAUUGAUACUGAUGACAGGCAAUAUGAACUGUAAACGUGAUGCGAAUUUCAGAAUUUCAGAUAAUAAAUUUGACGGACUUGGAACACGUCAAAAGUUAAGCGUAAAUCCCCCAAAUGAUCAGCCAAACAUUUCACCAAUACCGCUGAGAAAAUAUCAUGGUAGUAAAGGUCAAAUACUAUGUGAUAAUCAAAGUGAAAGGUGUCAAAAUCUUGGAACAGGGAUAACCUCUCGAAAUAAUGCAUUGAGCUCUGACUAUGCAUCACAGCAAAGCAGCCUAAGUAAUAAGUCGAGUGGUUCAAGCGCAGCGAAUCAUGGAUUUUCACCAGAGAAAAAUGCCAGUUAUCCGAACAAAGUACCAGUUAUAGAUAUGAAUAAUACAAAUAAUCAAGAUAUAGGAGCAUCUUUUGUACUGGAUCGUGUACCGACACCAGAGCCACAGCACAGAACAGGACCAUUUGCAAGGUUAAUGCAAUAUAAUUUAUCAGAUCAACAGGUUAGUAGGCUACAGAUACACGAUAUGGACGAUUAUCAACCAAAUAAUAUGGGAAAUAAGAGUAGUACAGUUCAGUCACCUGGCGUAAUGAAAAGAAAGACGCUAAAUAUCAGUGGAAAGGACACUUCAGAAUUUACUAAGCGUGAAAUAACUCCUGAUACACCAGACAGUAUAUCUGAACAGGAAAUGAUGCGAGGUUUCAGUACAGAAGAACUCAACCAAGAAAUGGCCAAUUUAGAAGGAUUAAUGAAAAAUUUAUCAGAAAUCACACAAAAGGAAUUUACCUGUUAA
Messenger RNA from Trichobilharzia regenti, 3999 nucleotides. Lineage: Eukaryota; Metazoa; Platyhelminthes; Trematoda; Strigeidida; Schistosomatidae. The record is from the annotation of a GenBank genome assembly.